This is a messenger RNA of Radiomyces spectabilis, 511 nucleotides long. RefSeq lists its product as uncharacterized. The transcript has a single exon. The coding region runs from base 105 to 287 and encodes 60 amino acids. Lineage: Eukaryota; Fungi; Mucoromycota; Mucoromycetes; Mucorales; Radiomycetaceae. The record is from RefSeq and is a predicted model, not a curated record.
CCGAUUCAGGUUAUUUUUUGGUUGCUUCUAGCUUUUCCUUUGAAUUUCUCUUUCUGCUUUUUUGACUUAAUAGCUGUUGUUGAUCAAACGCGUGUCUCACGAGAAUGACCAUCUUUGGGAGACCUGCAUCAGUCGAUUCUUUUGAGCGCCGUUCCAGACACUACUUGAAAGCGAUACCCUAUUUAGCAGCUGAUAGUCCCACCUUCAUUUUGCUGCCUAGCCUUCUGAAACCUGAUAUUUCAUCCUUACAACACAAGCGUCAUGCGCUAAAAACGCCAACACGAUGAGGACAAUCACCACACGUUGAGUUCCGGGGCAAUCGGCGAGGAGUCCUGUUAAGCUAAUGCCGCCAACCCAGUUCCUCAUUGCUCAUCGCGUUUGCUGGUCUACGAUUCGGACGAAUAACCAGUAGGCCACUUUGACGUUAACUGAGCCAAGUGGCCUGGUCGAGAGUGAGCUGCGGCAGGCAGAAAUCAUGAAAUAAAAAGGACGGUUUUUCGACGAGUUUAUC